GCAUAUUCACCCGGAAGAGGAGGACCGAAUAAGAUCCAAACCACGAUAAUAAUUGUUGUGGACGGUCUGUAGUGAUACACUGAAUUUCUUUGCUAAUUAGAUAUUUCAGCUUGUUACCAAACAAAUACCAGUUGAGUUAUUUCUACAGGUGGAUUUAGUUUCGUCGUGCUCACGUGAAAGAUGUCUGUCGGGCCUCCCAGUCGCUCGGCCACUGGUUGGCCGCGCGGCGGUGCCGUUCAGUUUGGGAACAAAUACAUCACCGGGCCUGCUAAACCUCUCACACUGGAGAGGACCAUCAACCUAUAUCCUCUAACCAACUAUACGUUCGGCACUAAAGAGCCUCUGUAUGAGAAGGAUAGCUCAGUGGCUGCUCGCUUCCAGCGGAUGCGGGAAGAGUUUGAUAAAAUGGGAAUGAGGAGGACCGUGGAGGGUGUUCUUAUUGUUCAUGAACACAGGCUGCCUCAUGUGUUACUCCUACAGCUGGGCACAACUUUCUUCAAACUGCCUGGGGGAGAGUUGAGUCCAGGAGAAGAUGAGGUGGAGGGUCUCAAACGCCUGAUGACUGAGAUCCUUGGGCGGCAGGAUGGUGUAAAGCAGGACUGGGUGAUCGAUGACUGUAUUGGCAACUGGUGGCGCCCCAACUUUGAGCCUCCACAGUAUCCCUAUAUUCCAGCUCACAUCACUAAACCUAAGGAGCAUAAAAAACUUUUCCUGGUUCAGUUGCAGGAAAAAGCUCUGUUUGCUGUCCCUAAAAACUACAAACUGGUGGCAGCACCUUUGUUUGAACUCUAUGAUAAUGCUCCUGGAUAUGGACCAAUCAUUUCCAGCCUACCUCAGCUACUGAGCAGGUAUUAUGUUCAACUUCAUCUAUAACUAACUUGAUUGUAAAGAAGAGCGUCCAGCUGUCUCCGUGAGUGCAGCUCUGUUUGAGUGAAGACGAGGGACAAUGUGCUGAAAAAUAUGUCCUAUCUUUGGCUCAGCUUUCACAAAAGAACAUUGUCAUGUUUCACAGGGGGUGUUUAUAAUGUUGAAAGAAAAUUGUCAUAUGUCUGUUAUUUUUUUUUAUCUUUGAAAAAAACCUGCUAGUUUUUGUAGUUUUUGGGUCUGUAAUCAGAAAGGGAUUUUAUGUCCUUUCAGUGGAGGCCGUUGUUGGAUUUAACAGAUGACAUCAUUGACUUCUUGUUGUUUUAACCUGUAAUAAUGCUCUGUUUUGUUUUCUUUUUAAUAAAGCAGUCCUUUUGA
This is a messenger RNA of Cheilinus undulatus (humphead wrasse), 1242 nucleotides long. It is a transcript of the gene nudt21, whose product is annotated as nudix hydrolase 21. The transcript is spliced from 7 exons. Gene Ontology annotation, cellular component: mRNA cleavage factor complex. Gene Ontology annotation, molecular function: mRNA binding. Lineage: Eukaryota; Metazoa; Chordata; Actinopteri; Labriformes; Labridae. Bases 181 to 873 code for a protein of 230 amino acids. The record is from RefSeq and is a predicted model, not a curated record.